Lepus europaeus (European hare) is the source of this 1812-nucleotide messenger RNA. RefSeq names its product zinc finger SWIM-type containing 2 (gene ZSWIM2). The record is from RefSeq and is a predicted model, not a curated record. The transcript has 9 exons. Bases 1 to 1812 code for a protein of 603 amino acids. NCBI's taxonomy places the organism in Eukaryota, Metazoa, Chordata, Mammalia, Lagomorpha, Leporidae. Gene Ontology annotation, molecular function: zinc ion binding; ubiquitin protein ligase activity.
AUGAAUGGCCGAGGCGCUAAGGCCUCUGAAAGGCGAAGACACGUGAGCAGCCGCCUCAGCCAGCAGCAAGACCAGGCACUGAGCAGCAGCAUCUACCUCCUGCGAGAGUUGGGCCCCACUGGCUUCCUGCUGAGGGAGGAGGAGCCGGAAAACAGGGAUUUCCGAGUUUUCUUAGGAAAUCCUCAUGUUUGUAACUGUUCCAUGUUUCUGAAAGGAGAUGAGCUUUGUAAACAUAUAUGCUGGGUCUUGUUGAAAAAAUUCAAGCUUCCAAGAAAUCAUGAAUCUGCUCUCCAGUUAGGUCUUGUGGAAGGAGACAUAGAUAACUUGCUGAGGGGGGUACAUCGAGUUCAAACUCCCCAACCAACAACAAUUGAUGAAAAUACACAUGUUGAAGAAGAUGGAUACAUUCAACAGAAGGAAAUUGAUUCAGAGGAUGUCUGCUCUAUUUGUCAAGAGGUAUUUUUAGAGAAAAAGCUUCCUGUCACCUUUUGCAGGUUUGGCUGUGGCAAUAGUGUUCAUAUAAAAUGCAUGAAGAUCUUAGCUAAUUAUCAGGACAUGACAUCAAAUACUUCCAUGUUGAAAUGUCCUCUGUGCAGGAAAGGAUUUGCACCAUUAAAACUUAUUUUGGAGGAAUUCAAAAACUCUAACAAAUUUGUGACUGUAUCUGAGAAAGAACGACUAGAUAAACACCUUGGGAUCCCCUGUAACAAUUGCAAACAAUUUCCAAUUGAGGGGAACUGUUACAAGUGUUCCAAAUGUGUGGAAUAUCACUUAUGCCAGGAAUGUUUUGAUAGCUGUUGCCAUCAUUCUCACACUUUUACAUUUCGUGAGAAGAGAAACCAAAAAUGGAGAUCACUAGAAAAAAGAUCAGAUGUUGUAAAAUACACAACUAUUAAAAAUGAGGUAGAACAGAAGAUGCCGCAGUUUCAAGAAGAGAAAGGCCAAGUUUUCACACCAAAACAUGUGGUAAAAUCAUUGCCUCUGCAACAGAUUACAAAGAAUAGUAAACUGCUUGCUCCGGGCUACCAAUGCCGACUUUGUUUGAAGGCAUUUCAUCUUGGUCAACAUACACGAUCACUACCAUGUACUCACAAGUUUCAUAGGAAAUGUAUUGACAGUUGGUUACUCUACAAGUGCAACUCAUGCCCUAUUGAUGGACAAGUUAUAUAUAACCCUUUAAUUUGGAAAGAUACAGCAAUGAAUGGACAAACACAUUUGUGUGUUUCAAACACAAACAUCACUCAUCCCUCAAAGCAGGAAGAACCAGAGCUUUUCAUUCCUUGUAUUGGAUUAGUCUUGAGACAAAAUAGAUGUGGAAUUUUACCAAGUAUACAUCAAUGUAAUUCUGAAAAACUGAAUACACCUCAGAGUCAAACAGAAACCUGUCAGAAUUUAGCAAAAGAUGAUUCAUGCUCUGUCCAAUUAGAUGAUUCGAAUUCAAAAAAAUUAAUCUAUGAAUAUAAAAUUAGCCAACACUUCCCCACAUAUCUUCAAGAUUUACCCACUAGAUCAUUUGGGAAAAUAUCAUCUCAAACAUUUCUUCCUUCUAUUGCUCACAAGAAUGUUAUUUGUCCUACUGAAGUGGAACGCACAUGUUUCAGUGAAAAAUACCCCAUUGGCCCAAACCAGAAGAUGACAAAAGGCUAUAAACGUAUUAACCACAAACCAAAGAAGACACUUGGUACUCAAAUAAGAGAAGAAAACAAGAGACCAAAUACUUUACUUCCAGAAGAUUUAAGUCUUAUUGUCAACUGGGGUAUAACUAAACUUAAUUUGUCAAAAAGAUAUAAUAAUUAUAUGGGGAAAAAUUAG